This is a messenger RNA of Thunnus maccoyii (southern bluefin tuna), 2376 nucleotides long. Its product is annotated as protocadherin alpha-3-like. NCBI's taxonomy places the organism in Eukaryota, Metazoa, Chordata, Actinopteri, Scombriformes, Scombridae. Bases 1 to 2376 code for a protein of 791 amino acids. The transcript has a single exon. Gene Ontology annotation, biological process: homophilic cell-cell adhesion. The record is from RefSeq and is a predicted model, not a curated record. Gene Ontology annotation, cellular component: plasma membrane. Gene Ontology annotation, molecular function: calcium ion binding.
AUGGAACAAAGCGGACGUCAGUUGUGGAUAGAGCGAUGGAGAUGCGUCGCCUACAUGGUGGCUUUGGUAACGUUGUGGAGCGACGCCUCAGCUCAGAUCAGAUAUUCCAUCUCCGAAGAGGUGAAAGACGGAAGUGUUGUCGGAAACAUUGCAAAAGACUUAGGAAUUGAUAAGGCUACGCUGAAAGACAGAGAAUACCGUAUUGUUGGCAGUUCGGCGGAACCCUUUUUUCAUUUGAAUAACGACGACGGUAUCCUGUAUGUGAGUAGGAAAGUGGACAGGGAAGAGAUCUGUGAACGAAGCAACGCGUGUAUCAUCAACCUUAAAACCGUGCUAGAAAAUCCUCUAGAAAUCCAUUAUGUGACCAUAGAAGUGAUGGAUGUAAACGACCAUUCCCCCGUAUUUCCAGAGAAAGAGAAACGACUGGAGAUAUUUGAAUCGAAAUCACCGGGAGCGAGAUUUCAGCUCCAACCUGCACGCGACCCAGAUGGGGGCCAGUUUUCUGUUCAGCAGUAUAAACUGAGCCACAAUGAUCACUUUCGAUUGGAAGUUAAGGAGCGAGGCGAAGACCGUAAGAUGCCCUUUCUGAUUUUACAGAAGCAGCUAGACAGGGAGGCUAUGAGAGAACACAAGCUUCUGCUUACAGCUGUUGAUGGCGGGAGACCGGUGAGGUCUGGAACAACAGAAAUACUGAUCGAGGUGCUUGAUGUUAAUGACAAUUCUCCAGUUUUUACGAAACAUGUAUAUUCUGCUGUUUUAAAUGAAAAUGCAGUCCCUGGCACGUUAGUUAUUCAGGUUAAUGCGACAGAUUUGGAUGAGGGUGCGAACAGCGAAAUAGUUUACUCAUUUGGUAAAGAAAUGGAUAUACACGUGCAGAAACUAUUUAACAUUGACCCGAGGACUGGCGAAAUUAAAGUGGCUGGCAUAAUUGAUUUUGAAGAAAAUGAAAGCUAUGAAAUUGAUAUACAAGCUUCAGAUAAGGGCACUAUUCCCCUUUCUACAGACAAAACUGUGAUAAUAAAGGUAAUUGACCUUAACGAUAAUUCUCCAGAGAUUGAAGUUACAUCAUUUUCCAAAUCGGUUCCUGAGGAUUCCAGGAUUGGAACAACCGUCGCUUUGAUAAGCGUCAAUGAUUUGGAUUCAGGUGCCAAUGGAAAGGUUUCUUGCUAUAUACGUGAGGACGUUCCUUUCGCUAUAUCUCCAUCGUUGCAAGAUAAUAUGUACGCCAUAGUAACCAAAUCACAACUGGACAGAGAAGAAAAGUCUUUUUAUGAACUUACAAUUGUUGCAAAGGACACCGGUGAGCCAUCACUCUCAUCUGAAAAGACAGUAAGUGUGGUUGUGUCAGAUGUGAACGAUAACAGACCACAGUUUUCACUGAGCCCAUAUACUUUCUAUAUUACUGAAAAUAAUGGCUUAACAGCCCCAGUAUUUUCAGUUAGGGCAACUGAUCUUGAUGACAGUGAUAAUGCGCAUAUUUCAUAUCACAUUCCGAGGGACAGUAGUGGAGACAGUACUGGUCUGUUUUUAAAUAUCAACUCUGAGAAUGGAGAUAUUUUGGCGCUAAUAAGUUUCGACUUUGAAACUCUGAAAACGUUCCAGUUCCAAGUUGUCGCCACAGAUUCUGGAACUCUGUCGCUAAGCAGCAACGUCACAGUGAAUGUGUUCAUUCUGGAUCAGAACGACAACGCUCCAGUCAUCCUGUAUCCAGUCAGCUCUAACGGUUCUGCUGAAGGUGUGGAGGAGAUUCCCCGCAAUGUGAAUGCAGGACACUUGGUGACUAAAGUCAGAGCCUAUGACGCUGAUAUAGGAUAUAACGGCUGGUUACUCUUUUCACUGCAGCAAGUUACUGACCACAGUCUCUUUGGUUUGGACCGCUAUACAGGACAGAUCAGAACACUUCGCUCAUUCACAGAGACAGACGAGGCUGAGCAUAAACUGGUCAUACUGGUGAAAGACAAUGGGAACGUUUCACUCUCAGCAACAGCUACUGUGAUUGUCAAACUUGUGGAGCCCAAAGAGGCUUUUGCAGCUUCUGAUGUUAAAAGUGCAGCAAAAAAUGAUGAGGGGGGUGACGUGACUUUUUACCUGAUGAUAACUUUGGGCUCAGUUUCUGUACUUUUUCUAAUCAGUAUUGUUGUGUUGAUUGCAAUGCAGUGCUCCAAAACCACAGACUAUACUUCUAAAUAUCUGCAAGACACAAAUUAUGAUGGGACACUGUGUCACAGUAUCCAGUACAGAUCUGGAGACAAGCGGUACAUGUUAGUUGGACCCAGGAUGAGUAUAGGAUCUACUAUAGUCCCGGGCAGCCAUGCAAAUACUCUGGUGCUCCCUGACAGGAGGAGAGCAUCUGGAGAGGUAAGAAAAUUGCUAUAA